Molecule: messenger RNA, 1479 nt
Organism: Trichomonas vaginalis G3
Lineage: Eukaryota; Parabasalia; Trichomonadida; Trichomonadidae
Product: armadillo (ARM) repeat-containing protein family
Exons: 1
Coding region: 1-1479 (492 amino acids)
Source: RefSeq, a predicted model, not a curated record
AUGGAUUACAAAGAUGAAAUUGAACAAAUUCCCAAAGAACGUGAUCCAAAUGAAAAGGAUCCAAAUCAAUCAAUAUUCGAGUCAUCAAAGUUCAUCAAAGUCAAUUUUGAUCCAGAUCAGCUUUAUUAUGAUUUUAAAUCUGCCUAUAAUUCAGAAAAUAUAGAUUUGAUCAAAGAUAUGCUCGAAAAAAUGCAAAGAUAUACAGAGAACAACAUGUGGCUAUAUCAUAAUUCGUUUGAUGAAUACCAAAUUCCGUUAGUUCUAAUUGAUUUAGGAUUUGAAAAGUUCAAAAUGAUAGAUUUAAGAAUAAACACACUAGCACUUCAAGUUAUUGCACAGUUUAUGGAUCCUGUUUCAUGUGGUCACACAGAAUACUUUUUAAAUUACGGAAUCAUCGAUGCUAUUAACAAAUUUAUUACUGUAGAUGGUUUUCCUAUACAAUAUGUUCUCGAAAUCAUGAUUGGAAUUGUAAAUUAUUCAGAAGAAGCGAUUGACCAAUUAUUUUCUACUGUUGGUAUAGAUGUUAUCAUAGAUUUAUACAUGACAUCGGAUGCAGGUCUUUAUUGUGCAAAAUUACUGUAUUUAUUUAAAGUUGUAAAUUUUGAAAAUUGUGACGACUCCAUUUUCGAAAGUGUACUUAAUGUUUGUCAAGAAUUCUUAGUUCGUAACUAUUCCAAGGCAAAUCUUGACGAAAUUGCAAAUCCAGGACAAUUUGUCCCAAUUCAUUUCACAGAUAUUCUUUUUGAUACACUAACACAACUCUGUACGUCAUUAGAACGCUAUAACAUUAUCAGAAGGAUAUAUUACAUCUCAGAAAUUUUAAAUGCUUGCAUACCUCAUGCAGAAUACAAAACUGCGAUCGCUGCUUUGCGUCUUUUAUCUAAGUUUUCAUUGCAUUUCACAGAUAUGCCAUCAAUCUUUCCAAUUGAUUACAGAGCAAUUAUUGGAUUGUAUGAGUCCACAAAUAUACCUUCCAGUUUGUCAGAACAGAUAUUACAUACCAUAUAUGACAUGGUUGCUUGCUCAGAACAGUCAUUUAUCUUCAUGACUCAGUCUUAUAACAUAAUUCCAGUUUUAAUCGCUUCUUAUAAGACCAAACGAUACACCGAAAAAGCGCUUAUCUUUGAUAUAUGCGUAGAAUGCAUUAGACAUGGAUCAGAAACGUUAAAAGCUAGAUUUAUGUCAAAUGGAAUUAUUGAACCACUUGUCGGAGCACUUACAGUUGUAGAUGAUGAGAAAAGAGUUACUGAUGCAUGCUAUGCAAUUCAUUACCUUCCUAAUGAUAUAAAAUCUCCAGAAGGACUUAAUAUUAAAUAUUAUUCGUUACUUGCGUUGAAUGCUCCAGAAUUAGUAAUAGAUUUACUUAAUGAUGAUAAUUUAGAAGAUUCUACUUACGAAGCUGUUGAAAUGCUUGCUUCUGAUCCAAUAAUGAAAUUUUUGAUUGACAAUGACUGUCCAACUGACCCAGAAGAUGAAUAA